This is a messenger RNA of Acanthochromis polyacanthus (spiny chromis), 2545 nucleotides long. RefSeq names its product UDP-glucuronosyltransferase 1-2-like. NCBI's taxonomy places the organism in Eukaryota, Metazoa, Chordata, Actinopteri, Pomacentridae. Gene Ontology annotation, molecular function: UDP-glycosyltransferase activity. The record is from RefSeq and is a predicted model, not a curated record.
AUGAAGAUGCAGAGAGAAGGAGCUUCAUUAUUGACUUUCUUCAGACUCAUGAUGCAUUUCACGUAUCUGCUUUCUCGUGCCCAUUCACUGUGGGCUGAUGCCGCCAUUACAAUGUUUGAAGAUCAAAAUGUGAUGAACAGCUUAAAAGAGUCAAAAUAUGAUCUUGUUCUCACUGAUCCAGCUAUAGCACCAGGGCUUGUGCUGGCCAAAUAUCUCAAACUGCCCGUUGUGCUCAACGUACGCUGGAUCCCCAGUGGAGAGGGUCACUUUGUGUUAGCCCCCUCACCACUCUCCUACAUCCCAGUGCCACAAUCAGGCUUCACAGACAAAAUGAAUUUCAUCCAGAGGGUCAAGAAUGUUUUCCACAGCAUCAUACUCUUUCAGCAGAAAUUUGUGGUGGAGCCAAGCUAUGAAACUCUCUGUUAUAAAUAUAUUGAGGGAGGAUGUGACACCAUCUCCCUUCUCCAGGAUGCUGACAUUUGGCUGUUCAGGUCAGAUUUUGUGUUUGAUUUCCCUCGCCCCACAAUGCCAAAUGUUGUCUACAUCGGAGGAUUCCAGUGCAAACCAGCCCAGCCUCUGCCAGCAGACCUGGAGGACUUUGUUCAAAGUGCUGGGGAGCAUGGAGUGAUCAUCAUGACCCUGGGAUCGGUGGUUGAUGCUUUGCCCAAAGAAGUUGCAAAUGAAAUUGGCAGCGUUUUUGCCAAGCUGCCUCAGAAGGUGAUAUGGAGGCACAAAGGAGAGCGUCCCUCUACGCUGGGCAACAACACUCUCAUAGUGGACUGGAUGCCACAGAAGGACCUCCUGGGACACCCGCAGACCAGAGUCUUUGUGGCUCACGGAGGAACCAAUGGAGUCCAGGAGGCCAUUUACCACGGGGUCCCUGUGCUCGGCAUACCCUUGUUCUUUGACCAAUAUGACAACCUUCUACGUUUGCAGGAGAGAGGAGCUGGAAAGAUCCUUCAGCUGGCUGAUGUUAAUGGCAACACUUUUGAGCAAGGUAUUAGGGAACUUCUCUAUCACGAAAGCUACAGACAGAACAUCCAAAGAAUGUCACGUCUGCACAGAGAUCAGCCGAUGGCACCCAUGGAUCGGGCUGUGUUCUGGGUAGAAUAUGUGAUCCGUCACAAAGGGGCUCCUCACCUGCGUACAGAGGCUUAUAAGAUGCCCUGGUACUCAUACUACUGUGUAGAUGUGCUGCUCCUGUUGCUGACUGCAGUAACUGUGCUACUGAUGUCCACUGUGGCCGUUUUUCGGUUUCUGUUCUGCAGUAGACAAAGGAAGACAAAAUCCAAACAGAACUGACUGAGGUCAAAUUUGUUAAGAAACAAGCCUCAAUACAUUCUCCAAAGCACUGUAUUUAGAUAGAAACAUAACUUAAAAGGCGAGUCUGUUCCUCUGAACAAAUGCUGUUGAAAAUUAUCUAGUUAUUAUAUUUAAACAGCAUCUACCAGAUUUACUGUGGCACAUUAUCCUCUGGCUUUUACUGCCCCCUCCAUCUCACCUUUGCCUGACUUUCCCUUUGCCCUGUUGAGAGUAUGAAUGAACACAAGUAAGAAUGCCUCAGGGCACAGUGAAAUAAUGUUAUGUGGGUUGGUCUGAGUCAAUUUCCUUCCCUUUCUCUCAACCAAGUCUGUAUACAGACAUCAGAGUUUUUUUUUUGUUGUUUUUUUUCUCUGAAUCUGACAUGAAACAUGCUGGAUUAGAAGACACACUCCACCUUUAAGUUCUCCCAUUUGGAUCUCUUAAUUAUUUAUGAUGCAACACAACAAUCUGUCCUUUGCCUUCACAGUACAAUAUAUACAGUGGGUACGGAAAGUGUUCAGACCCCUUGAAAUUUUUCACUCUCUGUGUCAUUGCAGCCAUUUGCCAAAAUCAAAAAAGUUCAUUUUAUUUCUCAUUCAUGUACACUCAGCACCCCAUCUUGACAGAAAAAAACAGAAAUGUAGAAAUUUUUGCAAAUUUAUUAAAAAAGAAAAACUGAAAUAUCACAUGGUCAGAAGUAUUCAGACCCUCUGCUCAGUAUUGAGUAGAAGCACCCUUUUCAGCUGGUACAGCCAUGAGUCUUCUUGGGAAUGACACAACAAGUUUUUCACACCUGGAUUUGGGGAUCCUCUGCCAUUCUUCCUUGCAGAUCCUCUCCAGUUCUGCCAGGUUGGAUGGUGAACGUUGGUGGACAACCAUGUUGAGGUGUCUCCAGGUCUCCCGGUCUCUCCAAUACUUUCCAUACCCACUGUAAAUGUCGUGAAGAUAAUCAGUCCCUUUUAUGGUUUUCCUCAAAUCGUUGUCAUGUUGUCAGCAUGAAUUUGAUUUUACAUCAGCUGUGACAAGCCAAACCAUCUUUAACAGCCAGUCAAUGAUCAUGAUAAGUUGAAAUUUUCCAUUUCCAAAGUAACAAAUGUCAAAACUGUUCAAAUAGUUUGACUAAAACCAGUUAAGAUGUGAUAAAAUUGUGUUGAAAAUAUCAGUGUAUUCAAUGAACUGAGAGACAAGAUUCUUUCCAUUUCAUGUGAUUGAGACAAUGAUCAAUAAAUCUUGACAAAAGGAA